Olea europaea var. sylvestris is the source of this 605-nucleotide messenger RNA. Its product is annotated as G-type lectin S-receptor-like serine/threonine-protein kinase At4g27290. The annotation marks the transcript as partial. NCBI's taxonomy places the organism in Eukaryota, Viridiplantae, Streptophyta, Magnoliopsida, Lamiales, Oleaceae. The transcript has a single exon. The record is from RefSeq and is a predicted model, not a curated record.
GAUACAUGUGAAUGGAUUCCGUUCUAUUCAUCUCACUCUUCUACUUGGUCGUCGCAAUAUUACAUUUAAAUUUAUGCAGGGCAGUCGAUAUUAUACAGCCAAACCAAGUUAUUACCGGUGGUGAGACUAUAGUUUCCUCAGGCCAAAGAUUCGAACUCGGUUUCUUUUCCCCGCCAGGCUCCAUUAACAAAUAUUUGGGAAUUUGGUACAAGCGUUCUCCAGAGACGGUUGUGUGGAUAGCCAAUAGGGAAAACCCUGUGGCUGACUCAAAUGGGAUCUUAACAUUCAGUAGUGAUGGAAAUCUUGUGAUCCUGAACAGCACGAAUGGCAUUAUUUGGUCACCAAAUUGUCCAAAACCAGGACAAUAUUCAAUUGCACAGCUUCUGGAAUCAGGAAAUCUAGUGCUGAUAAGGAAGAAGGAUAUGUAUGGACCAAGCUAUUUGUGGCAAAGCUUUGAUUUCCCAACAGAUACACAAUUACCUGGAAUGAAGAUGGGAUGGAACUUAAGCAGUCGACUGAAUCGAUAUUUAAGUUCAUGGAAAUCUGAAAGUGACCCGCGCCUGGAGACUUCACUUACAGAAUUGAUUAUCUCAGAACUCCCCAAC